This is a messenger RNA of Cordyceps militaris CM01, 225 nucleotides long. RefSeq lists its product as uncharacterized. The record is from RefSeq and is a predicted model, not a curated record. The transcript is spliced from 3 exons. NCBI's taxonomy places the organism in Eukaryota, Fungi, Ascomycota, Sordariomycetes, Hypocreales, Cordycipitaceae. Bases 1 to 225 code for a protein of 74 amino acids.
AUGGUCAAAGACUGUACCAAGCUUUUCUACAGCAAGAACGGCGACAAUGAUGUUGACCUUCAAAAAUACAUCACCGUAGAAGACUUUUCCACCUGGAACCGCGAAGCAGAGCGACGACUAUCUAGACAUCAGAAAGAAUAUCUGAAAGGUGUCAAUGAACUCUUGUCAUUUGUCUCGUUCAGUCAAGACUGGCGUGGGGUGCCGGAACAAGUUGUCAUACAAUAG